CUUCUUUUCGUGGGGUUGUCCGGACGGGGCGUCGCCCCGCGGGAUUACCUCAUCUUGGGCGGGAGGUGCGGCCCCCGGAGCGCCUCGCAGCGCCGUGGGCGGAAAGCAGCGGUUUGGGCAAAGCGAGCCCUCGGCUUCCCUGCUGAAGCACUCGGGCUUGGUGCUGCUCCCUGUGGGCACGUUGGAGGGUGCUCGGCCGCACUGCAGGCUGAGGGCUGCGUGCAGGCGGCCUUUCUCAGCUGGCACGUGGAGCUGUCCUGUUGGGUUAUCUGUGUGUAUCAGGAAACCCGCCUCACAUUGGUGCUUCGUGGCUAGUUCUGUGCAGCUGGCCAACGAGCUCCUGCCAUCAGUUUUAUGCCGGAGCUUUGGCCAGCGGAGGUGGCAGGGACCUUGGACCAAGCUGGGAUGUGGCAGCCAAGCUGUGAGGACGCAGGCAGGUGCCCGCCUCGCUCGUAGAGCCCCCGGACGGACGGACGGACGGAACGCGGCGGAGAUGAGGACGGCGGAGGACUCGAGCGGGACGGUCCUGCACCGCCUGAUCCAGGAGCAGCUACGCUACGGGAACCUGACGGAGAACCGCACGCUGCUGGCCAUCCAGCAGCAGGCCCUCCGCGGCGGCACGGCCGGCAGCCCCCGCUCGUCGCUGGAGAGCCUGACCCAGGAGGAGAGCCAGAUGGUGCCGCAGUCCGCGCGGCAGGAGCCGCAGGGCCAGGAGCACCACGCCGACCACCUGUACUCCGAGCACGGCGGCUACCGCCCGGCCCAGCCCCAGCACAAGGGCGAGGAGCUGCCCAGUUACGAGGAGGCCAAGGCGCACUCGCAGUACUACGCGGGGCAGCGGGGCGGGCAGCAGCACGGCGGCACCCGGCGCCCCGACGACGCCCUCAAGGACCUGAAGCACGGCCACGUGCGGUCGCUGAGCGAGCGGCUGAUGCAGAUGUCGCUGGAAAGGAACGGGGCCAAAGCGCACGGCCCCAUCAGUUCGUCCCACAGCUACCCGCAGCUCUCCCGGCACUACACCCUGCGAGGGCAGCGCCCCGAGGCGACAGAGCCGCGCGGGCCUCCCCCGGAGUACCCCUACAUCCUCCCCAGCCAGGAGGCGGCCGUCGCCUACCUGUCUCGGCCCUGCUCCCGGGACGGGGCCGGCUUCCAGCACCCUGAAGUCAGCAGGCUGAUGCCAGCACCUGUCCCCGCAGCGUUCCUGCCCCCACCGAGCGCGCUGGGCUCGCUCGGCCCCACCGGCAUGGAGGCUCUGGUGAGUGCACAGGCUGCCUCGGCUGGCAGCCGGUUGGCCCAGGUGGACGCGGUGCUGCGGGAGAACGAGAGGCUGCUGCUGGACAACGAGAGGCUGCGACGGGAGCUGGAGAGCUGCACUGAGAAAGCCAGCCGGAUCCAGAAGCUGGAAACUGAGAUCCAGCGCAUCUCGGAGGAUUAUGAAAACCUCAUGAAGGCGUCCUCCAAGCGGGAAGCGCUGGAGAAAGCCAUGAGGACCAAGAGAGACGGGGAGAUGCGGCGGCUGCAGGACUUCAACCGAGACCUGAAAGAACGCUUGGAAUCGGCCAACAAACAGCUGGCCAGCAAGACCCAGGAGAACCAGGAGAGCAACCAGGGCACAGUGGCAAAGCUCCUGGCACAGAGCUAUGAGCACCAGCAGGAGAAGGAGAAGCUGGAGCGGGAAGCCUCCCUGCUGCGCAGUGCCAAUGAGGACCAGCGCCGGCGGGCAGAGCUGCUGGAACAGGCGCUGGGCAGUGCGCAGGCACGGGCGGCCAAGGCGGAGGCCGAGCUGCGGAAGAAGCGGGCGUACGUUGAGAAGGUGGAGCGGCUGCAGGCAGCCCUGGGCCAGCUCCAGGCCGCCUGUGAGAAGCGGGAGCAACUUGAGCUGCGCCUGCGCACCCGCCUGGAGCAGGAGCUGAAGAUGCUGCGGGCUCAGCAGAGGCAGGUGGGAACCGUAGGUGGAGGGAUGCCUGAGCUGAGUGCCCACAGGCUGUCCGAGCAGCUGAGGGAGAAGGAGGAGAAGAUCUUGGCCCUGGAGGCUGACAUGACCAAGUGGGAGCAGAAGUACCUGGAGGAGUGCACCAUGCGGCAGUUCGCCAUGGAUGCUGCCGCCACUGCCGCCGCCCAGAGGGACACCACCCUCAUCAGCCACUCGCCACGGCACUCACCCAAUAGCAGCUUCAAUGAGGACCUCCUACUGGCCAACCACAAGCACCAGGAGAUGGAGAACAGGUUAAAAGCCCUUCAUGCCCAAAUCCUGGAGAAAGAUGCUGUCAUCAAAGUCCUGCAGCAGCGCUCACGGAGGGACCCCAGCAAAGCCCUGCAAGGCUCCCUGCGGCCAGCCAAGUCUGUACCAUCUGUCUUUGCUGCCUCUGCUGCAGAGGGCACGUCCCGCAGCAGCACAGUAGGCAAAACUGCUGCAGAUGAGGCAGCAUCGGUGCCCACCGCUGUGCCCCUGCCUUCCCAUGCCAAGCACGGCAGCAAAGACGGCAGCACACAGACAGAUGGGAUGGCACAGAGCCGGGCUGAGGGUGCGGAGUGCCCAGCCAGCUCACCAGAGAGCUCAACCAUCCCCAGAGCCCCAGACCUGUCUGACAUGGUGGAGAUCUUGAUUUAAAAGUCUUCUGGCCUCCCGGCUUCAACUUUCCAGCUAUGGCCAGAGAGAGCCACCAUCAUGACAAUGGAACCGGCCAAAGAGGAGCGGUGACAGCAUGAUCCUCCACAUCCCAUCUCUGCCACCGUCCCCACCGUGUGCCCUACACGUGUCCCCAGGGACACUGCAGCGCCUGGCCCCUGGCAGCCCAGAAGAUGCGACUCCCUGUAAAUACACAACUGUUUUGUAGGACAGGAGCAAAUGUAUUUAUCAUUUCAACCUCCUUCCCCUCCUCUCUUGGGCUUUCUUCCCAUCCCUCCCUCAUCAGCUCCUUUCCGUCUCCAUCCCCAUCUCAGGAGCUGUUGGGAGAGCCCUGGGUGCAUCCCAUUUUUCUUCGCAAAGGGAGGGAAUGGGACAUGGUGAAACAAAAAAGGAAAAAUGAAUAAUAGAAAGGAAGUUGGAGGAGAAGCCUGCUGGAGGUGAAAUGCUCAGAGGGGAGCAAGUGUGUCCCAUGGCCGGGUGGAAUGUGCCGCCCCGUGCCCCCCUCCUCUACUGGCAGCUGGCUUCUGCCCGUAGCCAACACUGACUUCUCGGUCCUCGGAACUCUGACACUUUCCAGCCUUGCCCUUCAUCCAUCUGUAUAUUUUUUUUUCUUUCUUCUUCAAACGUGUGCAUUUGCUGGACAACUGCAUUUUUUAUUUUCUCUCUCCGACACGUAAAAAAUGCGUUCUGUUCUCAUGCAUUGUUUACAACGUAGAAAACAAAAAAAAAAAGGAAAAAAACCCACAAGCUAAUAUAUUUUAUAUUAAUAUUGAUAUUUCUUUUUAAGUAUUUUUUUUGUGCUGUGAACUUUUUUUUUCCUGCCAAAGACAAUGAGUUCUUGUUUGUGCGUUUUAAGUUAUCUGAAGUAUUUAAACAUAAACCUGGCUGUUUCGUUAUGCCGCCCUAUACCGAGAUUGCUGUAGCAUUCCACUUGGUAUAACAAUAUUUUA
Molecule: messenger RNA, 3579 nt
Organism: Numida meleagris (helmeted guineafowl)
Lineage: Eukaryota; Metazoa; Chordata; Aves; Galliformes; Numididae
Gene: AMOTL2
Product: angiomotin like 2
Exons: 11
Coding region: 494-2611 (705 amino acids)
Biological process (GO): hippo signaling; angiogenesis; establishment of cell polarity involved in ameboidal cell migration
Cellular component (GO): cytoplasmic vesicle; bicellular tight junction; plasma membrane
Source: RefSeq, a predicted model, not a curated record